UCACCAAAUUUAUCGCUCAAACAAAGCAGAUUCCUUUUUUCUCCCUCUCUCCACCAACACAAAUCCCACGAAUCUUAUUGUUUCCCCUUCCCCAUUUUCUCACCAACCAAACACUCCCGAGAAAAUUCUCUGGGAUCCCUCUAUUCAUCUUCCUCCUCCUCUUCCCCUCCUCAAAUUCAAAUUCAAAUCCAAAUCCUAUCUUCCCAAUGGGCCACGAAGCAAUCACGGCAACGAAGACGCUCGUAUUCACGUACGGAACUCUCAAGAGAGGAUUCUCUAACCAUGUAUUGAUGCAGGACCUGAUCCGAUCCGGCGAUGCUUCCUUCAGGGGAAUCUACCGAACCCUAGACAAAUUCCCGCUCGUCUGCGGACCCUAUCGCGUCCCGUUCCUCCUCAACCUCCCCGGAUCGGGCCACCGUGUCAACGGCGAGCUAUACGCGGUUUCGCCUCGCGGCCUGGCUCGGCUGGACGAGCUCGAGGGGAUCAGCCGCGGCCAUUACGUCCGCCUCCAGAUCCGAUUGGCGAAGGCGGAUCGAAACGGCGGCGUUUCGUCGGAGGAGGAGGAAGAAGAAGGGGAGGGAUCGCCGUCGUGUGUGGCGGAGGCGUAUUACGCGCACGAGAGCUACGAGGAGGAGCUCUGGAAGAGGAACGGAGGGAGAUCGUUCGUGGCGUACACGGAGAAGGAGGCGCGUGGGUAUGUGAAGCGCAAGGAUCGGCCUCAGCAUCUGAGCUUCUUGGACCACAUCCGUAUUUUCGUAUCUUCUCCUUGCGACUGAGAAAUGUUUUUUUUUCCCUUAAUUUUCCUGUGAAAAUCGUAAUUCUCAUGGAAAAAACUGGUGGAAAGAGAGAGAACCACAGGUUAUUUGGGUCGCGUUGUGUCUCGUAUCCAUCCGUACGCGGCGGCGGCUGUCGUUUGAUGGCAUGGAAACUUCAAAGUUAGGUUUUGUGACGUUUUUGUGGGCGUGGGCGUGAAUAAAAUUAAAAAUCGUAUUAA
Messenger RNA from Tarenaya hassleriana, 994 nucleotides. Its product is annotated as putative gamma-glutamylcyclotransferase At3g02910. The transcript has a single exon. The record is from RefSeq and is a predicted model, not a curated record. Gene Ontology annotation, molecular function: gamma-glutamylaminecyclotransferase activity. Lineage: Eukaryota; Viridiplantae; Streptophyta; Magnoliopsida; Brassicales; Cleomaceae. Bases 207 to 776 code for a protein of 189 amino acids.